CCAAUGAAAACGCUAGAGUCGGCGAGUUCCUUGCUCCAGGAAAGAGAGGAUCGCGACUCUGAAAUAUAUUAUCUAAUCGAAGAAGAAAAAAGGAAAAUCGAAGAUUUUUUCAAACCUACGGAAUUCCGGCCCACAGCUUUCGAUUGAUUCGUGAUUGGCCCACCAAAUACUGUCUCCGAUCAACCAUCCUCUCCUACAGAUGGACUUUUGCAUUUCGAAAUCCAUUCUUAUUGUUUUACUAGGCCUUGUAUACAGUCUGGGGCCAGCUAUUGGGAUUAGAUUUGUGAUUGAUAGGGAAGAAUGCUUUUCUCACUCAGUUCCAUAUCAAGGGGAUACUGUUCACGUGUCAUUUGUUGUGAUCAAAUCUGAUACGCUAUGGCAUUAUGGGGAUGAUGGGGUGGACCUUGUGGUGAAGGGUCCUACUGGUGAGCAGAUUCAUGAUUCUCGUGACAAGAUGAGUGACAAGUUGGAAUUUGUAGUUCACAAGAAAGGUCUUCACCGAUUCUGUUUCACUAACAAGUCGCCAUACCACGAAACUAUAGAUUUUGAUAUCCAUGUUGGUCAUUUUGCGUACUUUGAUCAGCAUGCCAAAGAUGAGCAUUUCAACCCUUUAUUGGAACAGAUUGCAAAGCUGGAAGAGGCUCUAUACAAUGUGCAAUUUGAGCAGCAUUGGCUGGAGGCUCAAACUGACCGUCAAGCAUUGGUUAAUGAAGGGAUGAGCAGGAGGGCGAUCCACAAGGCUAUCUUUGAGUCAGCGGCCCUCAUUGGGGUCAGUGUGCUCCAAGUUUACCUCCUACGGCGCCUUUUCGAGCAGAAACUUGGAACCUCCCGAGUUUAGGUCUGGCUUUUCUGGUGGAGUAUUUA
Magnolia sinica is the source of this 864-nucleotide messenger RNA. Its product is annotated as transmembrane emp24 domain-containing protein p24beta2-like. Gene Ontology annotation, cellular component: COPII-coated ER to Golgi transport vesicle; endoplasmic reticulum-Golgi intermediate compartment; endoplasmic reticulum. The coding region runs from base 200 to 838 and encodes 212 amino acids. The transcript is spliced from 5 exons. Gene Ontology annotation, biological process: endoplasmic reticulum to Golgi vesicle-mediated transport; intracellular protein transport; Golgi organization. The record is from RefSeq and is a predicted model, not a curated record. Lineage: Eukaryota; Viridiplantae; Streptophyta; Magnoliopsida; Magnoliales; Magnoliaceae.